UCAAAACCUUUGCAUUUCUUCAAGUAAAAGAUGAACUGCUUUGGGGUAACUUUAUUGAUUUGUCUUAAUAUUUUUUUGUUCAGCUGGGGAGAGACUGUCAUAAGUAAUGUCAAGCCUUGUUCAUCUAAGGACACAAGGAAUGUUGGAGCUGUGGAGGAACCACGCAAGGCAGAAGAGAAAAAUAAAUCUGCAGAUAUUUCAAAACAAAAAGAACAAUGCCUCAUACCAUGUGAUGUUCAAGCUAAAAUUUUACGAGGGGAAAGACAUUACAUGUGCAGAAAUUUGCAGAACUCUCUUGUUGAAUAUGCAAGAAGUACAAAAAAACUGGUAAGAAACAUGAUGGAUGAUCAACAGUCUUCUUUGGAUUACCUUUCUAAUCAGGUGAACGAACUCAUGAACAGACUUCUUCUUUUGAACGCCGAAGUUUUGAGAAAGCAUUUGGAUCCACUUCCUUACAAAGCAGUUCAAUCUCAUGGGUUGGAUUGCACUGAUAUUAAAGAUACCGUUGGUUCAGUUUCAAAAACUCCAACUGGUCUGUACAUUAUCCAUCCAGAAGGAUCAAAUUAUCCUUUUGAGGUUUUAUGUGACAUGGACUUUCAAGGAGGUGGAUGGACUGUGGUUCAGAAAAGAACUGAUGGAAUCAUUCCAUUUCAGAGAACAUGGUCUGAAUAUCUGGAUGGAUUUGGUGACCUUUCUGGGGAAUUUUGGCUUGGACUGAGGAAGAUUUUUCACAUAGUAAAUCAAAAAGCUACUAGUUUCAGUCUUUAUGUGGAUUUGGAAUCAGAAAAUGACAAGCAUGCCUAUGCAUCAUAUGAUGGAUUUUGGAUAGAGGAUGAAGCAUGUUCUUUUAAGAUCCAUUUGGGGCGUUAUUCAGGAAACGCUGGUGAUGCAUUUAGAGGAUAUAGAAAAGAAGAUAACCAGAAUUCCAUGCCUUUCAGCACGUUUGAUGUUGAUAAUGAUGGAUGCAGGCCAAUGUGCACUAUUAAUGAACAACCUGUAAAGAGCUGCAGUAACUUCAGUGAUAACACUGGGUGGUGGUUCAACCAGUGUGGCCUUGCAAAUCUUAACGGCGUUCAUCGCUAUACAGGUAGAUUUCUUGCAACUGGGAUUCACUGGGAUACAUGGACAAUGAACAAUAAACUAGUCAAAAUUAAAUCAGUUUCAAUGAAAAUUCGGAGAACUUAUAAUCCAUAUUUCCAUUAA
Molecule: messenger RNA, 1203 nt
Organism: Tauraco erythrolophus (red-crested turaco)
Lineage: Eukaryota; Metazoa; Chordata; Aves; Musophagiformes; Musophagidae
Gene: ANGPTL5
Product: angiopoietin like 5
Source: RefSeq, a predicted model, not a curated record